This is a messenger RNA of Dentiscutata erythropus, 578 nucleotides long. NCBI's taxonomy places the organism in Eukaryota, Fungi, Glomeromycota, Glomeromycetes, Diversisporales, Gigasporaceae. The record is from the annotation of a GenBank genome assembly.
AAUCUAAUAUAAGUUCAGAUAAAAAAGAUGAGAUGGAAAUGCAAGCUGAAGCAGAUAUACGAGAUGAAAUAGAAGCACAGGAUGAAGUAGAAUCGACUAGUGAAUCAGAAACACAAGAUGAGUUAGAAAUACAAGAUGGGCUAGAAAUGCAAGACGAGUUAGAGAUAGAAAAUGAAUUUGAAAUGCAAGAUGGAUUAGAAAUGGAUAAUUUAAUAGAAGAAAACUACAGCGAGAAGGAUAUUAGCAAUGAUAAGAAUAUGGAUGAAGAUCUAAUAAUUGAUGAAUCAGUGGACAUAAAUCAGAUACCAAAUAACACAUUUUACUUUGAAAAUUCAACUUCUACAUUAUUGUUUUGUUGGAUACAAAAACACAAUAUUUCAACAAGUGCAUAUAAUAACCUGGUAUAUAUAUUACAAAGUCUAGCUUUUAAUACAAAUGACGUUGUAAAAGAUGUACGAAAACUUUGGAAAUUAAGAAAUCGAUUACCAUUAAUUCCAAUAAGAACACGUCCUAUUAAGAUUAAUCAGAUGAAAAUGCCAUCAACAUCUAAAGUAACAAAAAGAAUAUUGGCACAGUGA